ACUGUCUGUAACAUUAAAAUGGCCGAUGGUCAGACGUGACGUAUUAUUUGUAGCAAUUGGGGACAGUGGUACUACAUUUUCCGUGUCGAAGUGAGUGAAAUAACGUGACAGUUUUGUUUGUACGGUGCUUUGAUAUUGCAAUACCUAAUGACAGACUCAUUUUAUUGAUAGUGACUGCUGGUGGUUGCUUCCGGCCAGUGCAUGGAACGCAAUGAGCCAGCAUUCAACACAUGCGCCACGGUCUGCACCUGUGGCCGUUGUCCCUGCAUUUGCUGAGCCCCUUGGAGGAGCCUGGUUGGGAGGAAUUGGAAGUGGUAGCAAUGGCAGGACCUCCCCCACAGCAGCACAGAAACAGCGAGCUGAAGUCAAACUUAAUGCUAUGCCAUGGUUUCAUGGCAAGAUAUCACGAGAUGAAGCAGAAGCCCUCCUUUCACCAAAAGCUGAUGGACUCUUUUUGGUACGCGAAUCUACCAACUUCCCUGGAGACUAUACAUUGUGUGUCUGCUACCAGGGUAAAGUUGAGCACUAUCGUGUGAAGUACAAGGAUCAUCAGCUGACAAUUGAUGAUGAAGAAUUCUUUGAAAAUCUUGCUAAACUCGUAGAGCAUUAUGAGCAAGAUGCUGAUGGGCUGUGCACACAACUUACAAAAAGUCUGCCAAAGAAAGGAAAGCAAGAAUUCUGUGUGGAUCCCAAUGCUUUUGUAGCUGCUGGCUGGGUGAUUCCUAAUCAUGACCUGGAGCUGAAAGAACCCAUUGGGAAGGGGGAAUUUGGUGAUGUCAUGCUGGGUCUCUUGCGGGGUGAGCGAGUUGCUGUGAAAAUGCUAAAGGACUCGAGUGAGGCAGCACAGAAAGUUCUUGCUGAAGCAUCACUCAUGACGUCUUUGCGUCACGAAAAUCUUGUUCAACUCCUUGGUCUUGUAUUCAGCAACAAGCUCAUUUAUCUAGUGACUGAAUACAUGAGCAAAGGUUCUUUAGUUGACUACCUCCGCUCUCGAGGAAGGUUACAUGUGACUCGACGAGACCAAAUUAAUUUUGCCCAUGACACAUGUUCGGGUAUGGAAUAUCUGGAGUCACGAAAAGUUGUUCAUCGAGAUUUGGCUGCUCGCAAUGUCCUCAUCUCAGAAGAUGGCUUUGCAAAAGUGUCAGAUUUUGGCUUGGCACGUGAUGAAAACUUCACAUUAGAAGGGGGAAAGUUGCCUAUCAAGUGGACAGCUCCUGAAGCACUUCGGCAUGCUAUAUUUUCAAACAAAUCCGAUAUGUGGAGUUUUGGCAUUCUUCUGUGGGAAAUAUAUUCAUUUGGCAGGGUCCCAUAUCCAAGAAUACCAUUAGCAGACGUAGUUAAACAUGUAGAAAAGGGUUAUAAAAUGGAGUCACCUGAGGGCUGCCCCCCGGAGGUUUAUGAGAUGAUGCGCCAGGCAUGGGAUCUAGUACCUGAUAAGCGGCCAACGUUCCGUGAAGUGAAAGCAAAGUUGGGUCAUCUUAGGGCACAAACUACGUAAAUGAAAGGAUAUGCUAUGAAGCAGAUCAUCUUUCUAUUUCUGCCUGUCGUGUGUGUGUGUGUGUGUGUGUGUGUGUGUGUGUGUGUGUGCGUGCGUGCUUGGAUUUAAAGUUGAAUUAUGUGAUACUCCUGGCUGCAUAAAUGUGUGUUUUGGCUGUUUCAUAUGCACAUAUCUCCAUCUUUGCAAUGUUGUAAUAAGUACUUAGGGAUGUCAAUUGAUACCUGCUGUAAAGAUUUGUCUUUGUUCAUACAGUGCAGGAAUGAGGGAGGUGAGCAGUUUUACUUUAUGAAACUGUAAAAAUGAAAUAUUAAGUCAGCAUCAGAGGUUCCUUUUCCAUUUGAUGUUGGUUGGUUUUUCACCAAAUUAGUCAUUAGUGAAUGCCAGAUUUUCAUUCUUGAAGUUUAUGAUGUAAGCCCACCUUUUUAACGUCACAGUUUUGCCGAUCACCUGUUACCUUUUAUAAAUAUGUUCCAGUAACCCUUUAAAAUCCUCUGAAAUGUGCAAUUUAUAUUCUUACAUAUAUUUAAAUUUUGUAUAUUUAUGUAAAUAAUAAUGAAUUUGUUAAUGAUCAAAUAUGAUUAUAUUUUAAUAAUUAUUUAAUGAGAGUUCUAAUAUAUAUAGUUACAAAAUCACCCAUAAAUAUAUCUAUUUAUACAUAUGCAAACAUGUAUGCAGUGUAUAGUCUUAACUUCUCACUUAAUGUUUCAUAACGAUCUGAUACACUGCUAUCUUCCUGUGAUUUUGUGUUAGUAGUAAUUUCUUUUCCAGUCAUGCUGAGCAAAACCUAUGCCCACAAUACCAAGAUAUCUAUAUUGUGAAAUUCUUCAGCUCAAAAAAAUAUGAAUGAUGAUAAGUUUAGUUCUAGAACAUUUAAAUAACAAUUCAGAUAUGAUUAUUUUUUCUUUUCUGUUUGAUUCUGUAGCCAUUUUUGAGUCAUCUGUUCAUACCAAUUACUACAGAAUCACUUGCUCCUCCAAGUGUUUAUUGAAUAAUAAAUGUUCAUCCGAAAAAUGUUACAUUGAAUGUAGCUAUUAAAUUUAGGCAUAUAUGGACAAAUAGUUUUGGACUUCAUCAUCAGUUAGAAUGAAGAGCUCUUUUGUAGUAAAGCUGAUCAAUUAUAAGACUGCUUUCUUUACAAUGUUUAUUCUUUGCACAAAGUCAAUGUGUUCAUCAAUAUUGUCCUGUUACGCUAAAAUAUCUCAGGCCAGCUUUGAUAGCAGGCCACUGAAUUUAUCAUUCAUCUGUAAUGGAUUUUUUAGAGCCAGUUGAAGUAGCUUUUUCAAUUUUUGUGAAUAAAUAUUUAGAAUGCCAAAAAGCAUGUCUUCUUUAUGUGUUGAAUUUGUGCAGUUAACACCUUUUAGCAGUGAACGGAGGAAACAUUUAUAAAUUUGUUAUUAGUGGACAUAGUGAUUAUAACUAUUUUUGAUGUUAUAUUUUAAAUACUUGCAUAUUUCUUUAUGUUUUCCUAAGCUGUUUCCUAUACAUUUACACUACAAUGGAACAUGGAUUGACAUCCCUAAUGAAGUUUUCUGGAGUAUUCAUUAAAUAUCAUUAUCAUCUUUAAUUGGAUUUUACUUGUUCAUUAUUGCAUUUUCUGUUACUGACUUAAUUUUACUCAGUAGUUAUUCGAGGUCAUGACAUACAUAACAGAUUGAUAAUUGAUGAGAUUCGUAGUAUUUAAAUUGUGUGUGAAGAAAUUUAUUGAAACUUAUGAAAAUAUUUAUAUCCAGUAAUGAAUAUUGGCACCACAGGAGGGCUCCCAUCAUCUGAUACUGAAAUGUUUGUUAAAAUUGUUUAUAGAAAGUUUUCUCUUAAAAGAAACUACAAUCAAAUAUAGAGGAAGAAAAACUUCUACUUAAUGGAUCUGUUAAUUUUCACCUUGUCUGUCUCUCCCUACAGCAAGGUUUCAAAAGGAUUUCCAUAUUUAAUACCUGUAUAACCCCUGUCAGCCAGUGAGCAUUUUCCUCUUUCCUGGCUGAAUUGACUGCUGGCUCCAAAAAGAUAAUGUCUGUAUCUGCAUAAGUGAAUCACAUAGAAGUUUUUUUCACUCCUCCUUUGAUUGCAGGAUCUGUUUUGUGGACCCUAUAGUUGUAAUACUACAUUAACACUAUUACACAGUGCUGUGGCACUAUGCUCAAGUGUCUUAAUCAUGUAAAAAAUACUAUUUUACAUGUUAGUGAAUUACUUCUGAAUUGUAAAAUGAUUGUGGUGUAUAUGUCUUAUUUGUCCAGUCACAUGUAAAUGGUGCUUCACCAUUCUUGAAUCAAUUUGUAAUGUGGUUUUACUUUGGCAUUGCACUGAUCCCAGCAACAUUUGUUUUUCUUGACAUGAUUUAACUAUGAAUUUAUGUAAUGAAAAAUUACCAUGAAUCAAUUUAGAUUUCUAUCAUGAAAAAAACUGCUUUAUUUUAGUUACUUACUCAUAUAUAGUGUACUGUCUGUGUCUGAAACUGAAAAAUUCCUGAGGAAAAGGUACAGUUAAACAGUUUGCUCAUCUCAUAUGUUGAAUCAUUGCUAUACAGCAGAUAGGAAAAGUGCAAGUACAGGCUAUUUGGCUACUUAAGAAUACAUCCACUCACCAAGGACCAGUGUUUGAGAAAUACUAUGGUGCAAGGAAGUUGAAAGAAAUUGAUAGUUUUGCUGACUUCAUUGUUCCAUCUGUCUGCUGGUAAGGUCAUCAAUGACAUCAUUUCCUCAAAAAUAAAAACCAUGGCUAUUACUACUUCAUUUUAUAAAAACCUAUCAGCUCAUUUGUAAUAAUGCCAAUAUGUAAAUGUUCCUUCAUAAUUAUUUACUGUGAAAGGUAAUAUUAGCAACAUGCUUUUUAGGUUACUGGACAUGAGCCGUAUGAGUUUAUCUCAGUUUGGCUGUAAGUACCAAAAUAUGUAGCUUCAAUAGUUGUUACUGUAUGGAUUACUGCUACCCACUUUAUGAAGUAUUGUGCUGAAUUACAUGGAGAUAUGAGGUUCCUCAUUUUUAUAUUGGUGCCUUGGUUUUCUUGAGAAACUACUGUCAUUACCAGAAUUUGUAUUUUUUUAAAAUUAUUGACAUGUGUUUUUUGAAACUCACUAUGAUGGCUUCUUUUACUUGUUUUGGAAUUCUUACCUCAAAUAUUAGUAUGCUGGAGACUGAAGCUGUUGGUGCAGCAUGUAUCUCAAUGAAGAAAUAAAUACUUAAGUGGGAAUAAUGUAAUUAGUGUUUGUUGAACUGUUGUAUCUGUUGAAAUUGACACGUAACACUGUGUUACAAUAGUUACAAAAAAUUGAUGCCAUGUGUCUACACAGAUAAAAUAAAAUCUUCCUUUUCAGUUAUAAAACUAGGAAACAAUGAAGGAAACGUGAAAGUUGUGAGAUGAAAGAUGUGUGUGUAACACAGUUUACAUAUUCCAGCCAUUUUAACUAUAUCAGACUUUAAUACAAUAAUUAUUUUUAGGAAAUAUUAAUGUUUUGCAAACAUUAUGUUUUGAAUAUUUUACAAUACAUUUCUUGCAGAAUGCUAAGAAAUUGAAAUAAGAAAGACUUUCGUAUACAAGAAAAUGUUCUGUCAUUACUGGAAUAAUGGGAAUGUUUAAGGUCUAUCCCCCAAUGCUCAAGAAGAAUAUCUUUUAUGUCUGAUAGUGUGUUUGUGUGCGUAUGUGUGUGUGUGUGUGUGUGUGUGUGUGUGUGUGUGAGAGAGAGAGAGAGAGAGAGAGAGAGUUAGACUAUGGUAUGAAAAAAUUCUUCUUUAUAUUUUGAUGUAUAUUGUCUAUGUAAAUAAUACUGUAUAUAGUGAAUAAACCAUACGAAACAUGACUGA
Schistocerca piceifrons (Central American locust) is the source of this 5292-nucleotide messenger RNA. It is a transcript of the gene Csk, whose product is annotated as tyrosine-protein kinase CSK. The coding region runs from base 212 to 1498 and encodes 428 amino acids. Gene Ontology annotation, biological process: protein phosphorylation. The transcript is spliced from 10 exons. The record is from RefSeq and is a predicted model, not a curated record. Lineage: Eukaryota; Metazoa; Arthropoda; Insecta; Orthoptera; Acrididae. Gene Ontology annotation, molecular function: protein tyrosine kinase activity; ATP binding.